Messenger RNA from Colletotrichum scovillei, 2065 nucleotides. RefSeq lists its product as uncharacterized. Gene Ontology annotation, cellular component: cytoplasm; ubiquitin ligase complex. NCBI's taxonomy places the organism in Eukaryota, Fungi, Ascomycota, Sordariomycetes, Glomerellales, Glomerellaceae. Gene Ontology annotation, molecular function: ubiquitin protein ligase activity; ubiquitin conjugating enzyme binding; zinc ion binding. Bases 29 to 2065 code for a protein of 678 amino acids. The record is from RefSeq and is a predicted model, not a curated record. The transcript has 5 exons. Gene Ontology annotation, biological process: ubiquitin-dependent protein catabolic process; positive regulation of proteasomal ubiquitin-dependent protein catabolic process; protein polyubiquitination.
AUCCCAGUCAGCUUGCCGCCCUUUCACCAUGUUUCGAUCUUCCAAGGGAAGAUUCACUGGAGCAUUUCAACACGAUCCGCAAACAACAAACAGCUCGUCAGAGUCCGAACCGAACACGUCCUUGCCCCCCUCCCAAUGGCACCCUUCACCGCGUGGGGGACGGCUGAACGAUAUCACGCAAGAGAGUCAUACCACCUCGUCUCUCAGACUCGAGUCUCCUUCUCUAGAGUCGCACACGGAGAUCGUGUCUCGUCUUACUACAACCCCUUCGACGUCUCAUCUUUUUACUGCGGACUUUCUCGUUGACGGAACUCCAGAGCGCUCCACAGACGCUCCAAAGUUGUCGACGGCGACACAAGUAGCUAUUCCCGCAAUACGAGACCUGGAAGAAAGCUCUCACCGGCAGCAAACAGAUACAUCGAACGAUUCAUCCCCACGAUUCGUGCCACAUGACGAAGACUUCCCCUUAACGAAGAUGUUCGCUCCUCCAAACAGCGGACUGCCACCAAGCUAUCAUUCCAGCGCAAAUCCGUCUCUGGUUGGAGGCUUUGGCAGCGAUGGACUCGAUCCCGCCCCAGCGUACGAUUGGGGGCUGGCUAUGGACGUUGACGGAUCAAAUAACGUGAACAAUGAGCAAGGCACAUCAGUACGGCGCGUCAGUCACGAUCAGCCCGAACCACCGCCUUCCUUGCCAGAGGUUCCACGUCGCGUCGACUACUACCGCGCUAUAAGCGCUGAUAUUUUGGCAGACUUCGACUUUCCACUCCCGGUAGCCAAGUCCAUAGCCACGGUAACAGAGGCUGCGAUUCCAUCUUCCUCUACUCCACCACCACAAAGAGGCUACCGACCAACACCAGCGUCUAUUCUUGAGGAUUUCGAUAUCUCUCCGUUUUCACCACAGAUCACAGGCGGCAGCUCCAGCACCGCGGCUAGUACUCCACCAGUACUAUCGCCGCCCACACGGUCAAGAUCAACGUCGAAGGUCGCAUCGCUGGCUUCGAACAACCCUUAUGUUGAGCUUCUUGAGCAGAAGGAGCAAGCAAUGACGGUUGCAUUUCUGCGCAGGCAAGAUUCAGCAUCGGGGUCUCGAUCCACGGAUCUUGGAGCUGAUGAUUUCAGUUUCGGCCAGAGAUAUCACAAGGCAGCAGACACAACAGAUAUUGUUGUUACAAGGCAAAGGCUACCAGCUAAUGACCUGGGCGGUUCUCGAGAAUGCCCGAUUUGUGCGGAGACAAGAGAUAUUUCGUCAUUUCCUGUCCUCAGUGUGACUCCAACAUGUACCCACCCGCCAGAAGCGUGUCUGGAGUGCCUUAAAAUGUCCAUCAAAUCAGACUUGAACAGCAAGUUAUGGACGGAGAUUCAGUGCCCAGAAUGCCGCGAGUUGCUAGAAUACGUCGACAUUCAGAAGUACGCAGACGAAGAGACUUUUGCCCGAUAUGAGGCUUUGGCUCUUCGCGCUGCCAUGGCUGAAGCUGAUAACUUCAUUUGGUGUACGGCAAAUUGUGGCUCGGGCCAACUUCACGAUACCGGCGCAGAUCAGCCCAUUGUGACAUGUUUGCAUUGCGGUCAGCGAUCUUGUUUUAGCCAUAACGUGACAUGGCACGAGAACCUGUCAUGUCAAGAGUAUGACGCGCUGCUUCAUGACCCAGAAAACUUCCGCUCGCGCAUCGAGAUGGAGUAUGACGAGUUCGACUCGGCGCGACAGGCGCAAGAGGAUGCCGAUCGGGCAAUGGCGCAGGGCCUAAUGGCCAAACAACAAGCGGAGAUUCAACAGAAUGAGGCUAGAGAGCGCGCUGAAAGGGAAAGAGCCCGAAAGGCGGUAGCCUUGGCGAGGAAGGUUGCCGCUCGCCGAAAGGCGGAAGAAGAGCAAAGUCGGGUGACCGUAAGCCGGACAACAAAGCCUUGCCCUGGUUGCGGAUGGGCCAUUGAAAAGAACUCUGGGUGUUCGCACAUGACUUGCAUCAAAUGCCGCUACGAAUUCUGUUGGGGCUGUUACUCUACUUGGGAACGGUCGCACAGCGUUCGAUGCCGAGGUCUUGGGCCUCUAGUGUCGGCCAGAGAGUGA